Molecule: messenger RNA, 2258 nt
Organism: Rosa rugosa (rugosa rose)
Lineage: Eukaryota; Viridiplantae; Streptophyta; Magnoliopsida; Rosales; Rosaceae
Product: polyadenylate-binding protein 7
Exons: 11
Coding region: 1-2010 (669 amino acids)
Cellular component (GO): ribonucleoprotein complex; cytosol; nucleus
Molecular function (GO): poly(A) binding; poly(U) RNA binding; mRNA 3'-UTR binding
Source: RefSeq, a predicted model, not a curated record
AUGGAGGAUGCAAGGGCAGCAAGCGGCUCGGCGGUAGGCUGGCUCAGUGGCCGUCGCCAUCAUCGUCGACCUCGAGGAGCCGGAGUACGUGGAGGAGGCAGAGGCAGCAAACGAAGAGCUUCUGGAGGGAGGACCAGUCGCCGCAAGCUACUGUACCUGCGGACCAGAUUGGUGUUUGUUUUCGACAGCGGAACUCUGGCGCUCAAGCGCCGCACUGUGAUCGCUCGCCGGAGACAGCGUGAGAAUUCUCAGGCUAAGCUCCACAAGACCGCCGAGAAAUUGCUUCUCAAUCAUUUUGAUACGUUUGAUCCAAUUCGAGCCAUGGAACAGAAGAAUAACUCUGUUCUGCAUGGAAGAGUGAUAAGGGUCAUGUGGUCUCAUCGUGAUCCUGAUGCCAGGAGAAGUGGAAUUGGGAAUGUGUUUGUCAAGAACUUGAGCGAAGGGAUUGAUAAUGUAGGGCUCCACGACAUGUUUAGGAAAUUUGGAAAUGUUUUGUCUUGCAAAGUUGCCGUGUUUGAGGAUGGGAAGAGUAAAGGCUAUGGCUUUGUUCAGUUUGAGUCUGAGGAAUCAGCAAUUGCUGCUAUUGACAAGCUAAAUGGCUCUACAGUCGGAGACAAACAAUUGUAUGUCGCUAAGUUUGUUAGAAAGAGUGAUCGAGUUUUGCCCAAUCCUGAUGUGAAAUAUACAAAUUUGUAUGUGAAGAAUUUGGAUCCAAAUGUCAGGGAAGAGCUUCUGGAAGAAAAGUUCUCCGAGUUCGGGAAAAUUAUAAGCUUUGCAAUAGCAAGGGAUGAAAAUGGAAUUUCUAGAGGUUUUGGCUUUGUGAACUUUGAGAGCCCGGAUGAUGCUAGAAAAGCAUUGGAAUCUCUGAAUGGAACUCAACUUGGUUCCAAGGUUCUGUAUGUAGCGAGAGCACAGAAGAAGGCAGAGCGUGAACACAUUUUGCGUCGUCAGUUUGAGGAAAAACGGAAGGAGCAAAUGUUAAAAUUCAAGGGAUCAAACGUGUAUGUGAAGAACAUUGAUGAUGAUGUCACUGAUGAAGAGCUCAUAGACCACUUCAGUCAAUGUGGCACGAUUACUUCUGCAAAAAUUAUGAGAGAUGAGAAAGGAAUAAGCAAGGGCUUUGGUUUUGUUUGCUUCUCUACCCCCGAGGAGGGCAAUAAAGCUGUGAUUACAUUUCAUGGAUAUAUGUUUCAUCGGAAGCCAUUGUAUGUCGCUAUUGCUCAAAGGAAAGAAGAAAGACAAGCACAGCUGCAACUUCAGUAUGCACAGCGUAUGGCAGGAUUUGCUGGUCCUUCAACAGCUGUCAUCCCUGGUGGAUACCCUCCUAUCUACUAUCAGGCUCCAUCUGGUGUUGUUCCACCAGUGCCUCCUCGACCAGGGAUGAUGUAUCAGCCUUUGGGAUUGAGGCCAGGAUGGAGACCUAAUGGCUUUGCACCUACCUCUGGACCAGGUUAUCAACCACCACCUGUUCCUGUUAUGUCCAAUACUCCAAGGCAGCAUAGGCAAAACAGGGGCAGAAUAAAUGGCCAUAUGCUUCCUCAGGGAGGUCCAUUUAUUCCACAUUUGCAACAGUCAACUCACUCCUCGAAGGAGUCAAACAAUCAGCAGCGUUCGGGGCAGCCUAAGUAUGUUCCUAAUGGGCGUCAACGUGACAUGAAUAAAGGAUCAGGAGUCUCAUCUACUGCUUCCAAUUCUGUUGGAGGUGGGUCUCAGGGACCAGAGAUGCUGAGUAGUAUGCUUGCUGCUGCUUCUCCUGAGCAGCAGAAACAGAUACUCGGCGAGCGUCUCUUCCCACUAGUUCAUAAACACAAGCCGGAUCUUGCUUCAAAAAUUACCGGGAUGCUGCUGGAGAUGGACAACUCAGAACUGCUGCUUUUGUUGGAGUCUCCUGAGAGUUUGGCUGCCAAAGUGGGAGAAGCUGUUCAGGUCCUCAAGAUCUCCAAGACUAAAGUAUCUAGCAAAGAUUCCCUUCAUUCUAGUUACCUUUCUGCUGAGGUUGCAGUCAAUUGAAAGGGCAUCUACAGUUGUGUGCGGUUAGAGGUUUUGUCGCAGCUCAAGCUCAGGGAAAAUGAAUUUUUGAUACUUAAUUGGCACCUUCUCUAUCUUUUUUAGUAUUUUUCUUGCUUAAUAGAACAGUAACGUCUCUAGUCAAUCUCGUAUCUUAGUAGCAAUGAUAGAGGUGAUAAAUAGAGGAUUUUGGAACCAUAUGUUUUCUUAAUUUUGGGAUUUUGAACUUAAUGGAUUUAAUAUUGGCAGAC